Messenger RNA from Onychostoma macrolepis, 3717 nucleotides. RefSeq names its product cell division cycle 16 homolog (S. cerevisiae) (gene cdc16). Gene Ontology annotation, molecular function: protein binding. NCBI's taxonomy places the organism in Eukaryota, Metazoa, Chordata, Actinopteri, Cypriniformes, Cyprinidae. The transcript is spliced from 18 exons. Bases 1077 to 3044 code for a protein of 655 amino acids. The record is from RefSeq and is a predicted model, not a curated record. Gene Ontology annotation, biological process: cell division.
UGAUUAGUAUAGAAUAUUAAUAUCUCCCUUCAUAAAUCACUGAGAAGCAACCCUGAAGCAUGAUAGUAGUGCUGCAGUUAUAUUUGGUUUGCACCAAACAUUCAAGACACCAAGGUUAAUUUUAGUGUCCUGAGACCACAAUUAUAUAUAUAUAUAUAUAUAUAUAAAUCAGGUUUGUUACAAGGCUUCUAGCAAAAUUCAGGAAUGAUGCAAUGUUCAUCUUUUUCAGAAGUGGUUUCCUUCUCGUUGAGUGCCAAAUUUGCAGUGCUGAGAAUAUUGAUGUCAGCCAAAAUGCCCUGCAUCGCGGUCAGUACUGUAGCUGGCCUCUUGGUCACCCUAAUGACAGCUUCCCUCUUUUUUUCUGUUGCUCAGUUAGGCCUGGAUUGUGCCCAAUGUUUUUUUUUUUUAAUCCAUUCUGUUCAACUUAACUUAAUGUGUAUAGGAAGAUUUAAAGCUUUGCCAAUAAUAUUAUAACGUUUUGUAGCUUUUUUAAUUCUUCAGUUCUUCUGAAAGUUCCAUUUCACAGGCUGAUCUUUUGUUUUAGUGAAUAGAAGCAGCCGAACACACUAAAAUAACUGAUUAUACCACUUGAUUUAGUGUCUCUAAAACAGAUUUAGUAUGAUUAUGUAUUACUUUCUUCUGUGGAACAUGAGAUUUUAGGCAUUCUGCCUGAUAUUCUCAAUUCUAAAGAAAGUAUCAGGAACAACAUGAGGGUGAGUAAACGAUGACAGAAUUUUUAUUUUGGGUGAACUAUUCCUUUAAUGGCGGAAAGGAACUUGCAAUGCAAUUUUACUGUGUACCACAAGAGAGCGGCAAUGUGUUUGUAAUCCAAAGAGGCUUCACAUUCACGUUUGAGAGCUUGUGUAUUUAUCAUGUAUUGCUGCAUUUUUAUUAUGUGUGUUUAUAUGUAUGUUAUAAUAUUCUAAGUGUGUAAAAAAUGUAUUUUCACUGAAAUUUGCAUUUUUGUUGCAUUUUUCGUUGUUACUUCCAAUCCAUAAACAAAUAAUAAAAAAAAUCACGGAACUUCGCAAAAUCCGUGUUUCUGUACGGAGUGUUAUCAAUGUAACACGCGUUUUAUGCUAACCGCGGGCUUCAAUCUACAUACAGGGGAGCAGUCUUACAAAACUCAUUUUCAAUCUAUUGCAUUUGACAAGAAUGACAGUUUUUUGUAUUUGACAAACAGUACAAUCACCAUGAAUCUUGACAGGCUUCGUAAAAGAGUGAGACACUACAUUGAUCAGCAACAGUAUCAAAGUGCUCUGUUCUGGGCUGACAAAGUAGCAUCCUUAUCACAUGAGGAUCCUCAAGACAUUUAUUGGUUAGCACAGUGCCUUUAUUUAACAGCACAGUAUCACAGAGCCUCUCAUGCGCUCAGAUCUCGCAAACUUGACAAGUUAUAUGGAGCCUGUCAGUAUCUAGCCGCAAGAUGUCACUAUGCUGCCAAAGAAUAUCAACAAGCUCUAGACAUACUGGAUAUGGAGGAAGCAGCCAGUAAAAAAAUAUUGGAGAAGAAUGUAAAGGAGGAUAAUGGCUCAAGAGAAACCGUAAAGGAAUGGGAAAUGUCUCCUGCUUCAAUCAAUAGUUCCAUCUGUCUCCUGCGGGGGAAGAUCUAUGAUGCUAUGGACAACAGACCCCUAGCCACGUCUAGCUACAAAGAGGCCUUGAAACUGGAUGUCUACUGCUUUGAAGCCUUUGACCUUUUGACGUCCCAUCACAUGCUGACAGCCCAAGAGGAGAAAGAUUUCUUGGAUUCUCUGCCCUUAAGUCAACAAUGUACAGAAGAGGAAGUGGAAUUGCUGCGUUUCCUUUUUGAAAAUAAGCUAAAGAAGUAUAACAAACCUAGCGAGAUGGUCGUCCCAGAAAUAGUCAACGGUCUCCAGGACAACUUGGAUGUUGUCGUCUCCCUUGCAGAGCGACAUUAUUACAACUGUGACUUUAAAAUGUGCUAUUCUCUUACUUCAAUGGUUAUGGUGAAAGACCCAUUUCAUGCUAACUGUUUACCAGUGCACAUAGGAACCCUUGUUGAGCUGAGCAAAGCAAAUGAGUUGUUUUACCUGUCUCAUAAACUGGUGGAUUUGUAUCCCAGCAAUCCAGUUUCGUGGUUUGCUGUUGGUUGUUACUACCUCAUGGUUGGGCAUAAAAACGAACACGCAAGGCGGUAUCUCAGUAAAGCCACCACACUGGAGCGCACAUACGGACCGGCAUGGAUAGCAUACGGCCACUCGUUUGCUGUGGAGAGCGAACACGAUCAGGCCAUGGCUGCGUACUUCACUGCUGCCCAGCUCAUGAAAGGAUGUCACUUGCCCAUGUUGUACAUUGGUUUGGAGUAUGGACUCACUAACAACCCCAAGCUGGCAGAACGUUUCUUUAGCCAGGCCCUCAGCAUUGCGCCUGAGGACCCCUUUGUCAUACAUGAAGUAGCUGUGGUUGCCUUCCAAAAUGGAGAUUAUAAAACAGCCGAGAAGUUGUUUUUAGAUGCUAUGGAUAAGAUCAAGGCCAUUGGAAAUGAGGUGACAGUAGACAAAUGGGAGCCGCUCUUAAACAAUUUGGGCCAUGUGUGUCGAAAAUUGAAGAAAUAUGAACAGGCUCUCGAAUACCACAGGCAAGCUUUGGUCCUCAUCCCACAGAAUGCCUCCACUUACUCAGCCAUCGGUUAUGUGCACAGCCUCAUGGGAGAUUUUGAGAGUGCCAUCGACUACUUUCACACUGCACUUGGUCUUAAACGAGAUGACACAUUUUCAGUAACCAUGCUGGGUCAUUGCAUUGAAAUGUAUAUCAGUGACUCGGAUGCUUACAUUGGAACUGAUAUUAAAGACAAAGUUAGAAAGACCCUCAGCACGCCUGCACUGAUGAAGAUGCUCAACACUUCUGCCGAAGGCAAUGAGAGCAGAGCACAACCCGUAGAAGAGGUGAACGUGUGCCUGGAAACGCAGUCUUUCAACGCUGACAAACAAACCGAUGCUUUCCAGCGCUUCCUCUUAGAAUGCGACAUGCACGAGAGCGAUAUGAUGCUGGAGACGUCCAUGUCUGACACCAGCACGUGAUUGAGACCUGUAAAUGGGUCAAAGAGGAACUUUGAGCAUGAGAUAAUGAUAGAAUGUGACGCUAAAGAGGACACAACCAGCCCACCCUCCCUUCAUCCGCCACCCCUGCCGUGUCCUCCGUGUUGGACCCCUGUGGAUUUUUUACUAUGAAUAAAUGUAAAAAAGUGAUUGCGAAAGGGUUCAAAUGAUUUAAUCAAUAAACCCUGCAUCCAUAUUUUUACACAGAUUUGUGUAUUCUCAUUGGUGCUCUAUUAAAACACCUGUUUUGUGGAUGAGGCUGAACAAAAUGUCAUUUUUAUAUUGCCAAUCAGUUGAUAACAUUUAUCUGCUGACAUUUGCAUGUAGUUUAUAAAACCAUGAAAUUAGUCAACCAAAGGAAGUUAUUUGCAACGACUUUGAUAGUGAUUUUAUCAGUCAUCUCAAAUCUGUGUCUGAAGUUGAGAAUGCAAGGUAAUCUGUGCAUUUCUUGUGCAAGUCACCAAAAUCGGCCCACAGAUUUUAUCAACGUUAUACAUUUUAGGAAAUUUGUUUUUGUAGCACUUUGUAAAUGCUUGAAGUUAGUUUGUCCAACCACAUCAGUAGUGAAAUACAAGAAUAUCAUAAUUCAUACAAUUUAUGUGAUAACAGUGUACAGUGUCAGAAGUUUGGAAUAAUUAAAGAUUUUUAAAAAUGU